CAGGAGAGCUGCAGGUACAAUCCCUACUGCAAACUCCGUCUGUCUGAAGUUUGACCGGACCCGCUGCCCCUCCUCGUCUGGCCGAUCCAGGAGUUCUGAGGUCCCAGCAUCAAGCGCUAAGCCUCGUGAGAGUGAGAACAUGCUGGGGGAAAGUGGGGAAGACAGUGAGGAAGAGCUCAGCCAGGAAGACCCAUUGGCAUGCUGGGAAAAUCUCCCCAUUCUGGACCGGCUUGGCCUUAGCAGUACAGAGAUGACAGAGAAGGAAAUGGAGAGCACCUUCCUGCAGCUGGCUUCGGCCUUCCGCUGUGACCAGUAUACCUUACAGAAGAGAUUGCAGGCGGAAGAGCACGCCCGCAAUGUGGCCGAGUGGAACGUUCACCUGGAGCUGGAGCAGGGGCGAGAUGCCCUCCAGGCACUGAAGGCCUUGUGUCUGGACACCAAGAGGAGCAAAAUCCUUCAGAGGCUUGAGCUCUGCCUGGAUGUCCUGGCUGGCUCCGUGCAGCGUAUCACCAACACGGCAGAGGUGCUGGGUGCUGUGCAUCAGGAGGCUCGUGUGAGCCACGCGGUGCAACUCAUGAUGGCCCAUGUGGAGAAGCUGCAGUGGCGGCAUGUCAGGGACUAUGCUGAGCUGGAGGAGGCAAAGAGGAUGGUGCAGAGGAGCAACUGUUCUCGGCAACUUAGCGAUCCCAGGGAUGAGGGUGAAAUGAGGCAGAAGGUCAUUAGGUCAGGCCAGCUCAGCACUCGGCGCAGAGUGAGUGUUGCUGUCAUACCCACUAGUCAGACUCGGAGUGAAAUACAAACUUUGCCAAUGAACCCCAAGGCUAACUGCCAAUUGGACAGCAGACAGCUACUGAACGGUGUAUCAGACAGUGGCCCCUUCCAUUCAACAGGGGGCCCCCACACCCCUCCACAGGUGCCAGGUCCUUCACAGGGCUGGGUUGCAAAAAGCUAUGUGCUGGACCUGCGCAGCCCGUCUCGGGAUCCCACGGACAGACAAUGCAGGAACCGAGGGCUGAAGGAGGGAGGCCUCACAGGUGGCUGGAGUACUCCGACGAAGCAUGAACUGCAGCUCAUGCACAGCAAGGAUUUCAGCUUGUACUCGUUUGUUGAUAACAACAAACAGCACCCCCCGCAGCCUUGGCUGUCUUAUUGCCACUGGAUCCUGUUCUGGAUGUACGUCAUAGCACUGCCUUGCAUUGUGCUGUUGGGCGUUUUGCUCUGCUGUCUGCAGGGUUCCAUCUUUUCACUAUGAAAUCUCACACUCACAGCAUUUCCCAGAACUAAAGCAGUGACCUUUCCUCCCAUGAGAGCUGCCAGUGUGUGUGGCAGAUAGGAUUCUGUUAACUUUCAAAAAUAUGUUUUGCCUUUCUGAAUUGCAUACCUUUGAUCAUCCAUGUAAGCACAUAUUGCAGAUGUGAAAUUCAGAAUAUUGCCUUGAAUCUGUUUAGGGCAGUAAGUUCCUUGACUCUGUAUCACUUUGAUUAAACAGCAGA
Paramormyrops kingsleyae is the source of this 1493-nucleotide messenger RNA. NCBI's taxonomy places the organism in Eukaryota, Metazoa, Chordata, Actinopteri, Osteoglossiformes, Mormyridae. The record is from RefSeq and is a predicted model, not a curated record.